AAUAUUCGUGAACAAUUUUGUUUUAGUGUGAAAAUUGAAAUGAAUAAUCAAUGCAAUGGAAGAUAGCAACGAAGAGAUUGAACCCUGCCGCAGCAUUGGGCCGCACGAGCUGGAGGCAGUGAAAAGUCAGGCCAUUAUAAAACUGUCGCCCGUGCAGGUGCCUGCGCAUUUCAAGCGCCUGGAAUGUAACACUAAUCUUAAUCUACCGCCACUCAACUGGCUGACCACCUCACACAGUAGCCAUGGACUGCAUCAGGCGCUGUAUCAGAGCGCAGGAUUCGCCAGCUUCCGGCUGGGACAAAUGUUUCCCGAUUGUGUGGGCGAGGUGGACGUCGUCUCGGAUGCCGAGAAUAUCAAACAGCUACUUAAACUGCCUUACAGCGCCAAGAGCGCCAUCAGCAUGGUUGUCCACAAGGUGGGCAACACACUGCUGCUGGACGAGUUCGAUAUACAAAAGUAUUUGCUGCGCAAGUCGGAUGAUGAUUGGAAGUGGCUGCGCACCUUUAUACUGGAGCACAUUCUGGCCUAUGGCGAGGAGCAGCACAAUUUUUGCCUCAAGGAGCGCUCACGCGAGGCGCUGCAAACAAAGAAUUUGCUCUCCAAGUUUCUAUACCAUAGUCUGAAACAGACUGGCAAUACGGAUUACGAUACCAAUGCGCCCACGCUGCUGACCAGCAGACGCGCUAGCUUGCCAAUCAUUGGACCCGUGCUGCCGGAACCGAAGAUCGAGGAGAAUGUGCCCGAUCCCAAGUCCAGUCAUGCCUUCAAUCGCAAUGUCGUGUGGACCUUUGAGGAUAUACGCAUGCUGAUUGGCACUGAUAUGCCAAUCUUUGGUGGGCCAAACAGGCCGUGCAUUAGCCUGCGACUACGUGACGCGGCGCAGCCCAUCAAUGUUCUAACUGGCAUUGAUUAUUGGCUAGACAAUCUGAUGUGCAAUGUGCCCGAGGUGGUCAUGUGCUACCAUUUGGAUGGCAUUGUGCAGAAAUAUGAGAUCAUCAAGACUGAGGACCUGCCCUAUCUGGAGAACUCGCAAUUCUCGCCACAGGUUGUGCGCAACGUGGCGCAGAAUAUUUUGGCUUUUCUCAAGGCGAACGCCACCAAGGCGGGUCACACCUAUUGGCUGUUCAAGGGCCGCAAUGAUGACGUGGUCAAACUCUAUGAUCUCACUACGCUCUGUCAUAAUCAAAACAAAACAGCCGAGUCAGAGCGUCCGCAAACACAACAACAGCAGCAUGAAAUGAAUCCGUUUACGGUGCCGGUGGGCAUGUUGCUGUACUCCGUGGCACGCAACAUGAAGAACACACUGGAACCUAUUACGCCCAAGACGGCAGGCAAUAUACGUGCCCUGCUGGACAACUGCAUCAAGCUACUGCCCAAAGAGCAGUAUCCACAAAUUGUCAGCUCCUCCCACUAUAUACUCUCCGACUUGCAUGUGCCCGCAGGCAUAGAUCCAAAGGCGCCCAAAUUCAACGACUCCCCUUCGCUCUUCAAUGCUGACGACGACGAGGACGAGGAUGAUGAGGAUGCAGAGGAUUACGAUGACGAGCCACCGCUCGACUUUGGUCAUGACAAGUACUAUCAGAGCGCAGCGCAAAGCGGUGGCAAAGCGAAUGUUGCGGUUCGACAUAUUUGUGACGCUUUGCGGGACUUCAAAUCGCACGCCAAGCAAUCAAAACCGGCGCCCUUAAUAGCCAGCACCGUGGAUCGCUGCAAGAUUUCGCUGCAGCACAUCAGCGCGGGCAUCUCAUGUUUGCAAUACUUCAAUGACAAUCAGGAGGAGAAAUUGAAGGAGUCGGAAAUGCACGCCAAGCAAGAGGAGAAGCAGCGCAUUCUGCACGAAGAGCAGAAUCCCAACAUGGCCAAGCCCUUCAAUGCUAUACCACUGCCCUACGAGCAGCUUCAGCUUGUUCAGCCGCCAGCCCAGGCGCAGUCCAAGAAGCGCUCCAUUAAGACGAAGAGCAAACGCAGCAAGUCCAAGGAACUGGCCACCACCAACAGCAGCAACAAGCCCGCAGCUGUCAGCUGCAAUCAGAAGCUCAGCGCCAAGUUUAAUAGUCAAAAUUUUGGUUCAUGGAAUGUGCAUCUUAAGCUGCUGCUGCUAGAGAAGGCUUGCCUGACAUAUGCCACGCUGGCAGAGCAUUAUUACGAAGCCCAGAUCUAUGGCAGCACGCUGCGUGCCAUUGAGCUGGCCUGUCGCUGCCAGCAAGUGCUCAACAAGUAUAUGGCCAAUGUGGUCUCCCAGCAGAGCUGUCUGCUGGGCCGCGCCGGCGACUGUUUCUUUCAAAUCUCAAAGCACUGGAGUGCUAUUGAGGAGUAUGUGCAGCAAUAUGAGCAGCUGGAUGAGCCCACGUGUCAGAUAAGCGAUGAGCUGGCCCAAGAAUUGGAAGAAUCAGAGCUGCUCACGCUGGCGCCUGUCAAGAAUGUCGAAAAGGUUAUGUUGCACAGCUGCAAAUGCUACGAAGAUGCGCUGGAGCACGCCCAGAGCGCGGAGAGCAAUGAGCUGCUGCGUCGCUUGGGCAAUGUGCGCAACGAAUUGGGUCUCAAGUACAUGUACUCGGCUCAGGAGGAGUACAGCCAAAUGAAACGCAAAAAGGAGGCGGGUUCUGAGGAUCAUUCGAAAUCUGAAUUGGAUGCAAAAACUGAGACUGUUGCGGCUGCGGCGGAGCCUUUGUAUGUCAAACUGACGGUCAAUUCGUAUGACUGUCUGCGUCGUGGCAUUGAGGCCUUCACAGCGGUUCAGGAUAAUGUGAAUCUGGCGUUUCUCUACUGCAACAUGGGCAGAUUUAUGCGUCUGCGUGCACACUUAACCAUGCCCAAUGAAAGCACCAUUGCCUUGGACACACAGAAAACCUUUUAUAAUGAGGCCUUCAACUACUAUGAGAAGGCCAAGGACUGCCUGGACACAAGGAAAGCCAAUGCAGAGCUCUGGGAUCUGGUGCAGUGGGAGCUAUCGACGGCCACCUUUACAUUGGCCAAGCAGCUGCAGGACUACAGUGCAGCCGACAAAAGCAGCCUGGCCGAGGCAUCCAAGGAGGUGCUAGAAUUGCUACAAAAAUCAUUACGCCUAUGCGAUGUGGAUCAUGCAGGCGCACGCCAAGUGCUCUAUAGCUUUCGCUCGGGUCUGAUACACAAGCGCAUUGCCUCGUUUCACUAUGCGCAACUGCGUGGCCAUGGCGUUUGUGAUGUGUCCCAGCUGCCCAAGUCGACGCUGCAGCUGUGCAAAUACCACUACGAGAAGGCCACACAAAUCUUGGAGAGCUUGAAGGAGGUGCGGGAUCUGCUGGUGGUGCAAUUGGAGCGCAUCUCAUUGCACGAAUUUCUGGCAGACGUUUCCACCCACGCUGCACAGAAGGUCAAGCAAAUGCAAGCUGCUUUAGACAUUUGCUUCCAGUGCCAGCUCAUUUUCGGGCACGUCAUCGAUAGCAGCAGCAACGUCACCACGGAUGAUGACGAAUUCAUAGCACAUUUAACGCUCUUUGAGAGUCGCUUGCAGAACGCAUUGAAAACGCUCAUCAAAUUGCUGUUAACGACCGGCAAGGAUCCAAAACAGCUGUCGGCAUUGUAUAAGCGCAUGUAUAUGGAAACCUUGACUGGGAAACAUGGCAUAGGCGCACAGCAAUCAGCAGCAGAGUCAAUCUCGCGUUCACACCAUUUGCACACGCUGCUCACCCGGCUGAAAGCCAUGUGCGGCGCUCAGCUGGCCAGCGACUAGCCAAGUAAAGUGUUUUGUACGUGUCGUCUACGAGUUUUAUAAAAACAGUUCAAAUUUUGUGUAUA
This is a messenger RNA of Drosophila novamexicana, 3777 nucleotides long. RefSeq names its product erythroid differentiation-related factor 1. The record is from RefSeq and is a predicted model, not a curated record. Bases 56 to 3712 code for a protein of 1218 amino acids. Gene Ontology annotation, biological process: positive regulation of DNA-templated transcription. NCBI's taxonomy places the organism in Eukaryota, Metazoa, Arthropoda, Insecta, Diptera, Drosophilidae. The transcript has 6 exons.